AUGGCUACCGAUGUUGUGCUCGAGACGACCAUGGGUGUUGUAACCGUCGAGCUCUACAAUGACCAUGCCCCAAAGACCUGCAAGAACUUUUCGACCCUGGCUCAACGAGGCUACUACAACAAUGUGAUCUUCCACCGCGUCAUACCGAAUUUCAUGGUGCAAGGAGGUGAUCCUACAGGUACUGGACGUGGCGGCUCAAGCAUCUAUGGAGAGAAGUUCGCAGACGAGCUACAUCCUUCACUCAAACACACGGGCGCUGGCAUAUUGAGCAUGGCCAAUAGUGGAAAGGAUACGAAUGGCAGUCAAUUCUUCAUCACAUUGGCUCCAACACCGUGGCUCGACGGUAAGCAUACCAUAUUCGGCCGUGUAAAGAGUGGGAUGAAAAUCGUGCAGCGAAUGGGACUGGUCAAGACGAACAGCGAGGACAGACCGUUGGAUGAGCUCAAGAUCAUACGUGCGCGAGUCGUUGAUCCUUCAGAGGGCGAUUGA
Molecule: messenger RNA, 489 nt
Organism: Exophiala xenobiotica
Lineage: Eukaryota; Fungi; Ascomycota; Eurotiomycetes; Chaetothyriales; Herpotrichiellaceae
Product: peptidyl-prolyl cis-trans isomerase-like 1
Exons: 2
Coding region: 1-489 (162 amino acids)
Biological process (GO): protein folding; protein peptidyl-prolyl isomerization
Cellular component (GO): catalytic step 2 spliceosome
Molecular function (GO): peptidyl-prolyl cis-trans isomerase activity
Source: RefSeq, a predicted model, not a curated record